Messenger RNA from Chenopodium quinoa (quinoa), 5696 nucleotides. RefSeq lists its product as uncharacterized. The transcript is spliced from 10 exons. The record is from RefSeq and is a predicted model, not a curated record. Gene Ontology annotation, biological process: signal transduction; protein phosphorylation. Gene Ontology annotation, molecular function: protein kinase activity; ATP binding; protein binding. Gene Ontology annotation, cellular component: cytoplasm. Bases 406 to 4134 code for a protein of 1242 amino acids. NCBI's taxonomy places the organism in Eukaryota, Viridiplantae, Streptophyta, Magnoliopsida, Caryophyllales, Amaranthaceae.
UGCCUUCAUUUUCCAAUACCACUCCUCAUUCUUCUCACUAUUUUUUCUGCCUACCUUAAAACCUAACUACCUUCGGCACCCUCCUCUGAUACUCUACUUUCCUACAAAUUCGAAUACAUUUUCUUUUUCCAAUUUCUUUCCUCUUUCUCGACGUAUUUUUAAUUUUUAAAUAAAGGGUAUUUUUAUUAAUUAAGAAUUAAGAAUUACCAAUAGAACUGAAAUCUUGGAACCCAGAAAAUAGAAGAGGAAGAGGAAGAAGAGCAGAACAACAAGAAGAGACAGAAAGGAGUGAAGAAUCAAAGCGGUGCCGUUUGAUGCUAAUUUGAUAUCUCAUCAUUUGUCUCAUCAAAUUGGGUUAAUUUUGGGGAAAAUUCCGGUGAUUUGUGUAAAUCUAGUGUAAUAAAGAUGGCAUUUGAUCAGAACUCGAUGCCAGCAGAUCUAAGACCCUUAAAUGUAGUUCGUAGUGUUGCCGAUGAAACCCGCAUUUCCCCAUCACCUGUCACCACCUCAGGUAGGCCCCCUGAUGGAUUUUAUCCAAACAUGACCCGAGUCGAUGUCGCUAGUCCUCCUUCAAUGCCGGUAUUCUUCACUGAUGGUUCUGGUGCUGGGAUCCCGGGCAUGGGGUUUGUAAAUUCAGGUGGGCCGAAUCUGGGCCCCGCUACCUGGUGGGCCCCGCGAAUGCAGUCUCCCAUGGGCCCACCUCCUCCUAGUAGUAGUGCUAGCAUUAGCUCAUCAGGGUAUGCCUACAACCAAAAUUUGGGGGCCCGAGUUGGUGGGGGUAGGAGUGGGAGUGGGAGUGGGAGUGGGAGUGGAAAUGUAACACAUAAGAGUCCUGAUCAAGUGAAUGUGGACGGAGUGGAUGAUUCUGUAUCAGGGAAGAAAGUUAAAUUCUUGUGUAGUUUUGGGGGGAAGAUACUCCCUCGUCCGAGUGAUGGAAUGCUUAGAUAUGUUGGUGGCCAAACUCGAAUUAUUAGUGUUAGGAGGGAUGUAACUUUUGGGGAGUUGGUUCAGAAGAUGGCGGAUACAUAUGAGCAACCAGUGGUGAUCAAGUAUCAGCUCCCUGAUGAAGAUCUUGAUGCCUUAGUUUCUGUUUCUUGUUCUGAUGAUCUUGAUAAUAUGAUGGAGGAGUUUGAGAAGCUGCAAGAGAGGUCUCCUGACGGGUCUGCCAAGCUAAGGGUGUUUUUGUUCUCUGCUUCGGAGCUUGAUCCUUCUGGUGUGGUGCACCUGCAGGGGUUGCAAGAUGCUGGGCAGAGAUAUGUGGAUGCUGUCAAUGGGGUCGCAGAAGGUAUUGUUGGUGGUAUCACAAAGAAGGAAAGCAUUGCAAGUGUAGCUUCAACUCAGAAUUCUGAUGUUAGUGUGUCAGAGGUCUUUGAGACAGCAAUUGGUCACGAUGUCAGUGGACCGCCAUCUGCCAGCAUGUUCUCUCCUCGAAGUGAUUCUGCUGCCUCUUAUGAUAAUACUCCUAGAUUGGAUGUUUCUGCCCCAUCCUUGAUAGUUCCUCACUCAGCAACUUCACAGCCAGAUAUUGAGGUAGAAAGAGUAGUUCCUGUUCCUGCACAUGGGCAGCAACAGCCUCUGGGAUAUGAUUUUCAGCAACCAGGCAUGAAUUUUCAACCUCACAAUUCCCCCUAUUUAGGUGGGUAUAUAGAUCCUCGCCGAGAUGCAUUGAGCCGUGGUGCUUCACAUGUGGUUUAUGCAAACCCCCAGGUUAUGGGUACUCCAAGACCCAUACUCAUUCAUCCACAAUAUCGUGAUUCCCCACAUUUAUUGAACCAACAGUUUGUACCUGGUGCAGUACAGAUGACAAUGGCUCCCACUAAUUCCCAUAUGAGCAUGAAUCCCAAUAUUCUUCAGCCAAUUGUACAGCCGUCACAGAGAGUUGUUGCUGAUCCUAACUAUAAUAAUGCAUACCAAGCCCCGGUUGGUGGAGGUUACGGGUGGCCCCAAGUCCCUCCACAAGACCAUGCAGCCUUAUCAAAGGGAUGGGUGACGCGUCAACAGGUAGUCCCUACAACAGCAGAUUGCUAUAUGUGUCAAAAGGCACUGCCUCAUGCACAUUCCGAUACUGUAGUACAUGACCAGAAAAAUAGUCAUACAACCAAUGUUUCUGAUACAAACCCGAUUUGUCAAAGCCUUCGUCUGGAUGAUCUUAAUAGAUUGCAUGCAGCUGCACAGAAUCAGGGAUUGAUGGGGUUAGUAAGUGAUGCACAGACUCCUUUCAGUGCCCCCGUGUCGUGUCCUGAAGAUGCUAUCCAGCAGCAUUUAGUAAGUCAACCUGUCAAUGGUGACAAUACUGCUCCCACUGGUGUUGCUUACCAUGCUCCUGAACAUUUUGUUCCCGAAACGACAGUAGACUAUUCUGGAAAGGUUUCGAGCUUGGCUUUUAGGGAUGAUGCCAUAAGGCCUGCUAUCUCAAAUGAUCAAGUUAGACCAGUGGAUCUCAGAAAGGAAAAUCUCCAAUUGAAACCUGCUGAUGUUCUACCUAGUAAUGAACAGGGUAAGUCCCAUAUUGAUCAACUUCGGGAAGAUGAUUUUUCGGAGCAAGUGCCUUCUCACACAUUGGGGAGAGAGCCAUUGGCAAGUUCUGCCUUCAUUAGACCUGCACUACUUCAGGAGACGAGCCAGAUGAACCAAAGUGAAUUUUUGCCAUCUUCCGUUGCUGAAGUUCAAUAUCAGUGUAAUGAAAUAUCACCCAGUAAUGAUCUGAGACCUGAAGCUACAAGAUUUCCUGCUGAGACUAUUGCUUUAAACAGUAAUAUGCAGUCUUCAACAUCCCCCCAUAAUUGGGGUGCCGUUGGGAAUGAUUCAGCAAACUCAUUGUUUAGUAACCAAGACCCUUGGAAUAUGCGGCAUGAGACUCAGUUCCCCCCUCCUAAACCUAGUAAAAGUGCUACAAAAAGAGAGACAUCUACUGCUGAUAAUUGUCAAAAUGGAGAAUUGAGCGCAGAUGCAAAUUUUGUUGAUGUUCAACCGACAACUGAACAAGUUCAAUCAGGCAAAGGCUCAGCUGAAGAGCGGAUCAAGCAACAGCUGCAAGCAACAGCUGAAGGGGUUGCAGCUUCAGUUCUCCACUCAUCUGUGCCAUCAAAUGUUGACUUUUCAUCACAAGAAACAAGUUUUUCUGAAGUGAGCCAUAUGAUUGAAGGUCAGACUAAUAGUGAUGCUGCUCUACAGACUAAGAUGGAGGCCAUGAAUAUUAAAUCUGAUAAGGCUAACUUUGGGUUUCCACUCUCAGAUGGCCUUGGUCGUUUACAGAUUAUUAAGAAUGGCGAUCUUGAAGAGUUGCGGGAACUUGGUUCUGGCACCUUUGGUACUGUUUAUCACGGAAAAUGGAGAGGAACUGAUGUUGCUAUUAAACGAAUCAAUGAUAGGUGUUUUGCUGGAAAGCCUCCCGAGCAAGAACGCAUGAGAGAUGACUUUUGGAAUGAAGCCAUUAAACUAGCUGACUUGCACCAUCCGAAUGUGGUAGCUUUUUAUGGUGUUGUGCUUAAUGGUCCUGGUGAAUCUGUGGCUACAGUUACUGAGUUCAUGGUUAAUGGUUCUCUUAGAACUGCUUUGCAGAAGAAUGAAAAAAACCUUGACAAAAGAAAGCGGCAUUUGAUUGCCAUGGACGUAGCAUUUGGAAUGGAAUAUCUACACUCAAAAAAUAUAGUGCACUUUGACCUUAAGAGUGACAACUUGCUUGUCAAUCUUCGAGAUCCACAUCGACCCAUAUGCAAGGUCGGGGAUUUAGGUCUAUCCAAAGUGAAAUGUCAAACGUUAAUAUCAGGGGGAGUGCGAGGUACCCUUCCUUGGAUGGCACCUGAGCUUCUGAGUGGCAGCAGCAGCCUAGUCUCUGAGAAGGUUGACGUGUUCUCUUUUGGUAUUGUUUUGUGGGAGCUUCUUACUGGAGAUGAGCCAUAUGCUGACCUGCACUAUGGGGCUAUUAUUGGAGGAAUUGUGAGCAACACCUUGAGGCCAUCAGUCCCAGUGAAUUGUGAUCCAGAUUGGAGAUCACUGAUGGAGAGAUGCUGGGCUGCGGACCCAUCACAGAGGCCAAACUUCACUGAAAUCGCCAAUGAAUUGCGCUGUAUGGCUGCCAAGAUUCCGGCAAAGGGGCAAACGUCAGUUACAACUACAAGAACAAACACCUAGUUGGCUAUUAUGUUUUUGGCUAUCAUUUAGCUGAUGCAUAGUUGGAUUAUGUAUAUUGGCCUCUGGAAAUUUGGCAUUAUAGUGUCUUAUGGAUAUGGUCCAUAUGGAUAAUCAUCCCCUCCCCCCCAAAAGAAAAAAAAAAAAAAAAGAGAAAAGAGAAGAAAAAGAAUUGUUGAAUAGGCAUUGAUUUACUACAUUUUCUUUAUUUAUUUAUUUAUUUAUUUGCACUCUGCCCCUCCCGAAUUUUCAAGGACUUUUUCGUGGAUAGCGGAGUAGUGUACAUAGCCUCAUUUUUGCGGGGUUUGAAGGUGUUUCUAACUCCAUUUUGUUUUGCAACAUGAAAAUAGGUAGACGAUACAGAACAUGUUUCAGUAAUCUAUGGGGAAUUGUGAUAAAAUCAUCUUUCCUAGGCUCAUUAUGCAAGAAAGAAAAAGACUGGAUUCUGUACAAUGCCAGGUUAUGCGUAAAGAAUUAAACCCGGUGAUGAAAUGCACAUUGCCUCGUGUAAAGCCGUGAGGGUACAAUAGCAGCCCUGAGGGAAAAAUAAACUCCCAACAGCUCGUGCAAACUUAACACCGGGAAUAGAAGCUUCUAUUAAAUUCCGAUACAUAUCAUUUUCCGAGAAAUAAUGUCCAAGUUUGAUUUCAUAAUUACACACCAAGUUGAAGAUUUAGAAUUUAAUGAUAACACGUGACCCACACAAGUCAGCAUCCCUUUGAAAAAUGAAAACCCUCCCGCGUUCGCCAUUUUAGACUUCAACUUGCCAUUUUCUUUGAUGCUUCCUCUCCCUUCUUUCUUUCCUUCUCUGCUUAAUUAUAUAAAAACUUAACUUCUCCAUUCAUCCUACCUCAUUAUUCUCUCUUAUUUUCUUGAUGGCUACACCUCAAGAAAAUGCUUUCUUGAUGCAGGCUGGCGAGUUCGAGUCAGAGGAACAAGGAUGUGGUUGCUUUCGAAGUUUCAGGGUGUUUACGAGCCAAAAUCAUGUAACAAACAGCGGUGAUCGACUGCAUCUUCUGCCCGAAAGGCGGGAAGAGAGAGAGUCAUGGAUGAUGAGACAGGUAAAGAAGUUAAGAGAGGUGUCAGAGUUGGUUGCUGGACCCAAGUGGAAGAAUUUCCUUAGGAAAAUUGGUGGCUACUUUAAUAAUAAGAAGAGGAAUGAUUUUCAAUACAAUUCUUUUGAUUAUACUAUUAAUUUCGAUGAUGGCAAUUACGACGAUGAUAAAGAUGGCAACCUUGGUUUCUCAUCUAGGUUUGCUCCCCCAGUUGUUCUUCAUGACAAGCCUAGAUCAUCUACUUGAUGUUUUUGUUGACUUCUGUGAAUGAUGUAUAUGCUUAAAAUUAAUUUGAUUCGGGGAUUCAGGAAUUUGCCUCUAUUAUGUUGCUUGGAAGACAUCCACUUCUAUCAAUGUUAGAAUGUUAUGCCUAUUACAUACGAAAUCAUUGUUGUUUUCUUUCAGCAUACUUCUAAUCCAAUCGGUUUUGUACAAAAGCAAUUAUGAUUAUUCUCAUGUGUAUAGUCUAAGAAAUGAAUCAAAUGAUUGAAGGCGAUGAGAUAAUACCAA